AGAUCACGUGACUUGACUCUUCCUCUUCCUCCAUGUAAACACUGUAGGUCGGAGAACAGUGUCUAGUUACACAGCAAGCCAUGGGCGUUUCACUAAGUGUAAAACUGUCUGCAUAACACAGUGUGACGACCUAACCUUUACAGGGAGCUAAAACGUGACCGCGACUGGAAUAACACAUGUACCGAAGAAGCUCUGAGAGUGUUUAGGUUGUGUGGGAAUGGGUCCCAUCCCUUUCCGGUCCAAAUGGACAAUAAAGGGAGCGACGAGGUGGAAAAAUUGAAGACAAAGUUCUUGUCAGUGUGGCACAAUGUGAAGUACAGUUGGGCUCUGAAAUCAAAGACCUCAUUUAGUAGAAACUCCCCAGUGCUUCUCCUCGGAAAAUGCUACCAUUUCAAAGCUGAAGAUGAUGAAGGUCCAACAGAAGCCAGCUAUGAGCCCUCAGAAGACAACUUUGUCAUGGGGAAUGUGGAGGCUUUCCGCAAGGAUUUUGCAUCCCGAGUGUGGCUCACGUAUAGGGAGGAGUUCCCCCCCCUGCCUGGCUCCACCCUGACCUCUGACUGUGGCUGGGGCUGCAUGCUGAGAGCCGGGCAGAUGAUGCUGGCUCAGGCACUUAUUCUUCACUUCUUGGGCAGAGAAUGGACCUGGUCAGGGGCUCUGGCACUCCAGCCCUUAGACACAGAGACGUGGACUACCACCGCAGCCAAACGUCUUGUGGCCUCUUUGGAGGCCUCUCUGCAAGGUUCCCCAGGGCCCUUUGAUAACAGAUCAGAACCCGUGUACCAAGCCCAUGCAGCGGGAUCUGCAGAGGAGGCAGAUGCACAUUUGAAAGAGAUGUACCACCGCACGCUGGUGUCCUGGUUUGGGGACAGCCCCUCGGCUCAGUUAGGCCUCCACAGGCUGGUCUGCUUGGGCCUGACAAUGGGGAAGCAGGCAGGGGACUGGUACGGGCCUGCUGUGGUGGCACACAUUCUCAAGAAAGCUGUCGAGAAAGCGAUGGACCCUGGCUUGGCGGGUAUAACUGCUUAUGUCUCCCAGGACUGCACAGUGUACAGUGCUGAUGUCAUCGAUAACCACAGGGCACCAAGACCAGGACAGGUCUCUCCGGAGAGGUCAGAUGCCCCUCCAUCCCCACAGAAUGACCAACCAGUGUCUGCUUCCACCCCGUCAGACAGCCGAGCUGUCAUCAUCCUCAUUCCUGUUCGGCUGGGAGGCGAGAAGACAAACCCUGAGUAUUUUAACUUUGCAAAGAGCAUACUGAGUCUGGAGUACUGCAUAGGCAUCAUCGGAGGGAAGCCCAAACAGGCCUGCUACUUUGUAGGAUUUCAAGAUGACAGCUUGAUUUACAUGGACCCUCAUUACUGUCAGUCUUUUGUGGAUGUCAGCACCAGCGAUUUCCCUCUCCAGUCAUAUCAUUGCCCCUCACCAAAGAAGAUGCCUUUCAGCAAGAUGGACCCAAGCUGCACCAUAGGUUUCUACUCUAGAAGUGCUGAAGACUAUGAGAGAAUCAGACAAGAGCUGUCCAAGGUGCUGCAACCGUCAGCCAAGGAGAAAUACCCUGCGUUCACUUUCGUACAAGGUCACAGUAGAGAUUAUGACCUGUCAGCCAGCCUGACCACAGAGAAGAGAGAAUGGCCUUUCAUCCGUGACCCACGGAGGACAGUCACCACUGCAGGGGACUUUGUGCUGCUUUGACGGCACUGUUUAAGGACUACACACAGAGAACUUCUUUUGAUGAAUCAAACUCCUUGAUAUCCAAAGCCUCGUGUCCAAGCCUGAUGUGACACUGAAGGUUAUGGAACUUUUUUUUUUUAAAACUACAGUAAUUCAGUUUUUGUGUCCUGGAAACUAUUUCAAUUUUUGCCAAAACUGUUAUUAACUGGUUAGGCUUGGGUUUGUUGCCUGGCAAUGCGAGCUCACUGAACAUUGUUUUUGGUGCUAAGCAUAAUUUAAUGAUCUGAUUUCUUUUUAUGUGCUCAUGUAGAGAAGAGGAACACCAUUUGUUUUGCACCAAUAUUUGUAAUUUAAUGUACUUGAGACAAACUGUACUUGAGGCAUCGACACACCAGAUUUUGGUAUAUUUGGUGUAGGAUUUAUUCACGCCGUACAUCAUGUCGAACAAGUCUCAACGGGAUUUUCUUAUAAUGACCCUUCAGUCCAGUUCUGCAGUUCAAUGCUGACAUGCUUUUGAGGCCAGCAGCGACACGGACGCGUAGUAACUAUUAUUAAAAUCGGCAUUGGUCAGCUUUCCAAUCUUUUCACAGGGCUACAUCUAUAGUAUUUUUGUGUGUAUGGUUGACAUUGGGUUAAGGAGGAAUAUUGUAAAAGUCUUAAUUAAUAUGGGCCAAAGGCUCCCUACAGAUUGAAACUUCUCUGCCGAAAACAUUUAAUCAAGCAAGACGUCUCAAACACCUCAACAACAGAUACGUGUGGGACACAUGAUUCGAAGGAUAGCUGCCAGUAUUUCUUUUUAUUUAUUCACACUAGAGCUCAUUUCUUACUCUGAGCAAUAAUAUAUAUUGAUGAUGUGUGAUUACAUGAUUGUUUGCCUGCCGUAGUGUGUGCUAUUAAUCUUGACUGAGUUAUGCGUCACAGUGCAAUUGACCAAUGGUAACAGGAAAGUUUUUCAAGGGGAUAAUGCAAUGUAGGACGCUACUGGUUAAAAAUGAUCUUUUACAAUUGAAUUCUUUAUGUGUAGAAGGAGUUGCUGUACAUGGCGAAGACCUCUAAAAUGAAGGCUGAAGUCAAAACAUAAAAAAAUGCUAAACAAGUUUAAUUUAUUCGAAACAGCAGUCUGCACCACAUAAAGAGACAUACUGCAUUAACUCUCUGACCAAUUUUAUGUGUAUAUACCGUGUGCAAAUAAUUUGGGGAUUUUUUAACAUUUCACAUUAUGUUUAUUAUUAUAUUUUUCACAUUUGCUGGCUUUGUAGCCUCCAGCAGGGAGUAACUUAAAGAUCUGUUUCUGUUCCUCCAAAAUGUGUUAACAAAUUAGACAUGAAGAAGUACAUUAGGCUACAAAAUUCAAUCAUGCACUUUGAUUUUGUCAGUUCAAAAACACUGAAGAAUUCAGAAUCUUUCUCAUGUGCUUUCUUAAAUGACAACACUUGUAUGUUUGCAUAAAUUGACUUAAAAAAACAUAUACAUGUCAAAAUGUCUGUAUGAAUGAAUGGAUGUUUUUAACACUCCAAGGCAAAAAAAGUUGAAUAAAAUCAAAACAUUUGA
This is a messenger RNA of Scatophagus argus, 3222 nucleotides long. It is a transcript of the gene atg4c, whose product is annotated as autophagy related 4C, cysteine peptidase. The transcript is spliced from 11 exons. The record is from RefSeq and is a predicted model, not a curated record. NCBI's taxonomy places the organism in Eukaryota, Metazoa, Chordata, Actinopteri, Scatophagidae. The coding region runs from base 244 to 1692 and encodes 482 amino acids. Gene Ontology annotation, molecular function: protein-phosphatidylethanolamide deconjugating activity.